AUGAAUGAUCAUACAGAAGAAAACGGCAAGAAAAGCAAUUCUGCCCAGGUAACAUCUACAGAAGGAAAUGUCUCUCCUGCUAAAGACUGCUCAAUAACACAAAAACAAUUGCAACAACUUGAGAAACAAUUAAAAUACUUAGCCUUUCAAAACCCAGGACCUCAGGUAGCUGACUUCAAUCCUGAAACUAGAGAACAGAAAAAGAAAGCGUACAUGUCACAGAUGAAACGGAAACAAGAUUUUUUUUAUAAACCCAAAAUUACAAAGAAGUAUGACAAACAUGGCAGGCUGCUUUGUAAUAACAUCGAUUUAUGUGACUGCCUGGAAAAGAACUGCCUGGGUUGCUUCUAUCCUUGUCCCAAAUGCAAUUCAAACAAAUGUGGACCAGAAUGUCGCUGCAAUAGGAAAUGGGUUUAUGAUACAAUUGAGACUGAAGCUGGCAAUGUGAUCAGCAUGUUGCCAUUUUUUGUCCCUGACUGA
This is a messenger RNA of Charadrius vociferus (killdeer), 480 nucleotides long. It is a transcript of the gene ARL14EPL, whose product is annotated as ADP-ribosylation factor-like 14 effector protein-like. The record is from RefSeq and is a predicted model, not a curated record. The transcript is spliced from 3 exons. Bases 1 to 480 code for a protein of 159 amino acids. Lineage: Eukaryota; Metazoa; Chordata; Aves; Charadriiformes; Charadriidae.